This is a messenger RNA of Brassica oleracea var. oleracea, 2134 nucleotides long. Its product is annotated as sodium transporter HKT1-like. The record is from RefSeq and is a predicted model, not a curated record. The transcript has 3 exons. Bases 71 to 1411 code for a protein of 446 amino acids. Gene Ontology annotation, biological process: transmembrane transport; monoatomic cation transport. Gene Ontology annotation, cellular component: plasma membrane. Gene Ontology annotation, molecular function: sodium ion transmembrane transporter activity. NCBI's taxonomy places the organism in Eukaryota, Viridiplantae, Streptophyta, Magnoliopsida, Brassicales, Brassicaceae.
CUAAUGUCCCUGUAAUAUAUUAACACACAAUGUGCCCAAUUAUAAUGAAAACACCGACUCAAGAGAUAAAAUGGAUAGAGUUGCAGGAAGAAAAUUUUGUAAAAUCCGUUCGAAACUUUAUAAAUCUCGCUCCUGCUUCCUCAAUUUCGUUUACUUCUUGUCAUUUUCUUUCUUAGGGUUCUUGGCAGUCAAGGUCUCUAAUCCAAGAACCACUUCACGUCCUCAUGACUUGGACAUCUUCUUCACUUCUGUCUCUGCCAUCACCGUUUCUUCCAUGUCCACCGUCGACAUGGAAGUCUUCUCCAACACCCAACUUAUCAUCAUCACUAUACUCAUGUUUAUCGGUGGCCCGAUCUUCACCUCCUUUCUCAAUAUCUACCUGUCCCAUUUCACUAAAUUCGUCUUCCCUCAUAGCAAGAUUAAACACUUUAUCGGCUCUUUCAAGGCAGAUCAUACCAUCGAGGAUCUCCGUCUUGACCAAGAAAAUAUUACUGAUCGUCACGAGAUUCCUAGCCAGACCAAUGAAAAGGCGUCUAAGUGUUUGUACUUGGUGGUUAUUGGCUACCAUCUUGUAACAAACAUAGCUGGCUCUAUGUUGCUUCUUGUGUACGUAAGCUUUGUUAAAACGGCAAGAGAUGUUCUUCGUUCCAAAGAAAUAUCAGCUCUCACCUUCUCUAUCUUCACAACUGUAUCGACUUUCGCAACUUGUGGAUUUGUUCCCACGAAUGAGAACAUGAUCAUCUUUCGCAAGAACUCGGGUCUCCUCUGGCUCUUAAUCCCUCUAGUAUUGAUGGGGAACACUUUGUUCCCUUGCUUCUUGCGGUUGCUAAUAUGGGGAUUAAGUAAGACCACAAAACGUGAGGAGUUUGGUUAUAUUCUCAAGAAUCGCAAGAAGAUGGGAUACUCUCAUCUACUCUCCGUUCGUCUUUGUGUUUUCCUAGGGUUGACGGUGUUAGGGUUUAUUUUGAUACAACUUUUUCUCUUCUGCACCUUUUCUUGGAGCUCGGAGUCUCUUGCAGGAAUGAAUUGGUAUGAGAAGUUGGUUGGAUCGCUGUUUCAAGUGGUAAACUCGAGACAUACUGGAGAAACAAUUGUCGACCUAUCCACACUUUCCCCGGCUAUUUUGAUACUAUUCAUCCUUAUGAUGUACCUUCCCCCAUACACUUUAUUUAUGCCGUUCACCAUGAAAAAGAAGAAUAAAAAAGAGGAAGAAAAUGAUUCCGGAUAUAAAAAGGGAGGAAAGAAGAGUGGGCUCCUUGUGUCACAACUUUCCUUUUUGGUGAUAUGCAUCUUUCUCAUUUCUAUCACCGAAAGGCAAAAACUACGACGAGAUCCACUCAACUUCAACGUUCUUAACAUCACUCUUGAAGUUGUCAGUGUUUCUGGAUUGUUUAUCCUUUGUGAAGUAUGAUUGCCUCCCAUAUGUUCCAUUCGGUUUGAGUGGUUCUGUUGCAGGGAGUAGUGUGCCCAAGAUUAUGUAUGCUUCCAUGUUUGUUUUGUUCAAAGGCUCAUCCAUUUGGUGCUUUGUCGCUUCUGCUUGUGAUGCCGAACGUCUGAUUGUUAAAGCUGCUUAUGUUGCGGUUUCAAUCCCGGGCGUUAGACCAGUACUUUUGCUCUCUAAUUCCCAAAGCUUCAUUUCACUUCUUAGCACGAUUGGCGUUGAGUUUCGAGGACUGCUCAGAGACAUUAUGUGUUGUUUAUGUGUUAUGUUUGCUCCUAUCUUAUGGUGUUAUAUCUCAUUGCUUUGCUUUGCUAUGGUAGCAUCAGAUGUUUUAGCCGGUUUGGCUUUGUUAUUGCUUGAUGUAAACAAUUUCUCCAGCAAUGGGGACUAAUGAUUUAUAAAGCGUUUGUUUGAUCAAAAAAAAGAAUAGCCCACAUUUUUUGUUACAAAAAGGCCCACAAUAGUUAAGAGCAAUACAAUUGACUAUAAAUGCACCUUUCAAGUUCUAAAUGAUAAUGAGUCUAUGAAGUAGCUUAGGCAUAGUCAUGGUCAACCGACAGAUCUGUGAGACUGAUAAAAAGAGUAACACCAUCAUAUUUUUGUUGAUAUUCCGUCCUUAUGAAAGACACACUCAUAUACUAAACUUCAAGGUUAGUUCAUUUCAUGAAAACUAUACUUAUUAGUGAAACUAAA